UGGAAUUCACUGCAUUAGUAUAUUCGAAUCAAUACCAUCAACACCAGCCCUAUUUUCUUCUCACUAUCCUUGUGGUGCUUCCCGCGCGGUCCGGAGUCCGGAAUCCGGAUACCGGAGGCGCUUUUUUAAUCCCUUUUUGAUUAAUUGUUUAUUUAAAAAAAAAAAAUCUCAGAAACUUAUCCGUAAUUUCAAUUUAUCUCACAUAUUAAAACCAGUUUUAAUCUUUGUUUCUUUAGAGAAAAAUUGUUUUUUUCCCUAUUUUUUUUUUUGAGUCUCACCCUCUCCCUCUCACUGCGAGUGCAAGACGAGGAAACAUGCGGACCAUGACAAAUCCUGGUGAAUCAAAUAAUCUCGAUGAAAAAAGUUAUAUUUUAGAAGCCAAGAAAAAUUUCGAGGAUGGAGGAAGCCUCAACUCGGAAGAUUCCUAUGACGACAUGAGACGUCUAGUUAGGGAAAAUGAAGAAGAAGAUAAAGACAAAUUUACCAGUUUACCACUGGCCAGCUUUAACUUCAUUAAUUCCAUUAUUGGAAGUGGUGUCAUUGGAAUACCCUAUGCGCUACAUCAAGCUGGAUUUGGUUUAGGAAUGAUAUUAUUGAUAGUAGUUGCUGCACUCACAGAUUACUCAUUAAUUUUGAUGGUCAGGAGUGGACAUCUUUGUGGGGAAAUGAGUUAUCAGGGUUUAAUGAGGGCGAGCUUUGGCCGCCCUGGUUUCUACAUUCUCACAGUACUUCAGUUCAUUUAUCCUUUUAUAGCGAUGGUUUCCUACAAUGUAGUCGUUGGCGACACGGUGACAAAGGUUUUAAUCAGAGUGACUGGCAUUGAUGAUUCCAGUUUCCUUUGGUUUCUAGUGAAACGAGAAAUGGUGAUAUUUUUGUCGACUAUUCUCAUUACGGUUCCAUUAUGCCUUUACAAAAAUGUCGCCCGUCUCGCAAAGAUCUCAUUUCUCUCUCUAGUCUGCGUAGGAUUUAUUCUUUUAGCAAUUUUCAUUCGAAUGGACACAAUGUCGUCUCUGGUACCAACUGCCGAGAACAGUUGGAGAUUCGCCAAUUUCCCUGGAAUCAUACCAGCGGUUGGUAUAAUGGCAUUUGCAUUUAUGUGUCAUCACAAUACAUUUUUAAUAUACGGCUCAAUUGAGCGGGCAACACAACAAAAAUGGGACGUUGUCACUCAUUGGUCUCUUUUUACAUCAUUUCUUAUCGCUGCAGCAUUUGGCAUUGCAGGAUAUACGACAUUCACCACUUAUUCUCAAGGUGAUCUUAUGGAAAAUUAUUGCUGGAAUGAUGAUCUCAUGAAUUUCUCCAGAAUCAUGUUUAGUGGCACAAUUUUAUUGACAUUUCCCAUUGAGUGCUUCGUGACUCGAGAGGUGUUGAUAAACGCAAUUCGAGGGAGGGACGACGUGGAGAAUCACGACAUCUAUAUAUCGGGAUCUGAUAGACAGUAUCUAAUAAUAACAUUGAGUAUAAUUGGUGUUGCCUAUAUUAUAUCAAUGACAACGGACUGCUUGAGUAUUGUCCUCGAAUUGAAUGGUAUUUUAGCUGCUGUACCAUUGGCCUACGUUCUUCCUGCACUCUGCUAUCUAAAACUCGAGGAGGGCUCACUUCUAUCAGCAAAAAAAUUACCCGCCCUCGGUCUUCUGAUUGCCGGCAUUUUUGCCGCAAUUUCCGGUCUAAUACUAAUUAUUAUUAACGAACAUUCCGGCACCAGUUCUUGUGUACACGGUAAAGUAAUGCCUUAUUGUAUCAAUAAUUCAACACUCAAUAACACUAUUAGUACAACCGCAAUCAGUAUUCUCACUAAUCAGACAACAAUUUCGCCGAUUAUGUCUAAUUUCACGACGACAACAACAACAACAACAUCAACAAUUUUACCACCAAUAGUCUAAGGGAAAAAAAUUCACUUUCUCACCAAAAGUCUAAUGGAGGAAAAAAAUUAAACUUUAUCAUCAAAAGUUUCAAAGAAAAAAUUAACUCUAUCACCAAAAUUAAGUUUUAAAAGAAAAAAUGAACUUUUGGUCACAGUUUUUCUUCAGAUAUCAAAUUGAGUCAAAAAACGCAUCAAAUCUUUGCUUCGUAACAAUUUUGAUUCUUUUUUUUGUCGCAAAAAAUUUUAAUUUUACUCAAAUUGAGUCAAAAAAUUUGAAUUUAAUUCAAAUUGAGUCAAAAAACGUCAAAACGUUGGU
Molecule: messenger RNA, 2180 nt
Organism: Leptopilina heterotoma
Lineage: Eukaryota; Metazoa; Arthropoda; Insecta; Hymenoptera; Figitidae
Product: putative sodium-coupled neutral amino acid transporter 11
Exons: 7
Coding region: 315-1883 (522 amino acids)
Biological process (GO): amino acid transmembrane transport
Molecular function (GO): amino acid transmembrane transporter activity
Source: RefSeq, a predicted model, not a curated record